AACUUGUAUAUAUUUGUUAUUUAAUUAUUUAUAUAAAUAUGUGGUGAGGCCACAAUAUAAAUGUAAAUAAGUAUAAUGUUAUGAUAUUUAUAUAUGUGAGCACGCCACAAAACUAAAUAAUGCAACCGCCCACCGUAACUGAAUCAGUUGACAAGUCUACUCAAUAUAUGCGUCUCUAAAUUAAAAAUAAGCGUCUCUAAAUUAAAAAUAACCAUGUCAAUUAACAUAUAAUAAUAACGAAAUGAAGUCUGUACGAAUGCUGCAGUAUACAAUGUAUACAAUAGUGUUUUCAGCGAGCUUCGUGACAUAGAAUAAUUAACAUUUCGGCUAAUGAGUGACCGACAUACCGGCGGCGGCGGCGUCUCGACUGUCGACGCGUGUCGGGUUAUACCACAGACAUAUCCUAAGUAACAUAGUAGUCUUAUUGGUUCGUACGUUAUGUUUCGUGCAAGAGGAUUAAGGGUUAAUUGCAAGGAUUAAUUGUGCGAGAAAGAGAUAAUAAUCUCUUGAUUGGUGAAGAUCGUUGUCAGUGUCAGCUACGUUACUGACAACUGCAACAACACGGGUUGCGGUAAUCGGUAUGCCCGCGGCGUCUGUCGCCUUGUGUUUCUAACAUUUUGUUUGUUUUGGAAGGCGGGUCUUCUUGCAAGUUAUUUAUAGACUUCCAAAAAUUAUAUUGUUAAUCCCAUUUUUGACUAUAGUAUAAAUUAUUCAAAUCAUAUUUCUAUUGUUAAUCGUAAAAACAAUUAAUUAAACUAUUUUAUUGAGUCUUAAUUGUUUAAAUUUGUAAAAAUCUGUGCUGCAACUUCAGUUUUUACCUAUUCAAAUUUAGCUUGAUCUGAAAGCAAUGAACGUAGGUAUACAUAUAAGUGCGGCAUGGAAGGUAAAUAUUGGUGAUGGGUUUGCGGCAUGAAGCCGGCUGGCGCGCGGCGCUUGGCCUGCGGCAGCGGCAGUCGGCAGCGCGCGUUCGCGGCGCCCGCACGCGGGUAUGACGUCCGACCACACCAAUACGACCAUCCGAAUCUGAUCACUGCUUGCGUGGAACUUCUGCACCCUCCAGGGACUCGCCACAUCGGAGUCGUGCGGUAACUCGAAGUACGGACAAACGCGACAGCGCGCAGCCGCACCAUCGAGUGAACAAGCAUAGAAUGCUGACACAAGCUCAGCUGGCGGAGCUGGCGCCGCGAGGGGGUGCCUCGCCCGGCCUGCUGCGACGGCGGUAUUCCGUGCCGGAGACCAUCAUGAGAAAAUACAAACUGGCACAGCAGCGCUCCGAGUCAGAAGAAGCCGGUGGAGUAACCAGUGUAUCGCCAGCAUCAGCCUCGCCUCCAAUGUGUGAGUCCCCGCGCUCGCUGAAGCGGGACCGCGAGCUCAUGCGCAAAUCUGCCUUGCUGAGGCGGAUGUGGGGUCGCCCGCAUAACGCCUGCUGCUGCAGCGAGGUUUGCGAGUGCUGCGGCCGAGAGACUCGCUCGCUCGACACCUCACGCUCGGAACUGAGGCCGCUGUCGUGCUCCAGCGGUGCCGCCCCGCCCGUGCCUUCAGGCUGGGCCACACCCAAGAGGCAGCGGCUCGACUCUUCACGAGAUUUUCGUGGCAGUGACGAGAUGCUGAGAACUGCGAUGAGGAAUAGCUAUGAUAAAGCUGAAGAAUCGCGUUAUGAACAAUCUAAACACAAUCUAUCCGACUCUAGCAGAUCCUACGGACGCGAAAUAUCUUCAUGUAUAGAAUCAAUGACGGAAGCGCUUUCGGAUAGUGACAGUUCAAAACUAGAAGGCAGAAAUGAUCCAAACAAAACAGAGGAUUCCCAAAUAUUGAUAUUGGAUUCUUCUACAAUGGACAUUGAUUCCAGUUCUACUAAUCAACAGAAUCUGGAACAUAGUGAUUACCAUUCACAUACGUUAAUUGACGAUCAUUUUUUGACCGACGAAUCAGAAUCUUAUUCAGUAUCGAUGUCUACUACCAAAGAAAAUCAAGCCUACUCAGAAAACAGAGUAUUCAAACAAAUCUCCAGCAGUGCUCACAUAGAGGGGCGCAUUAGCGAGAGAUCAGUUAGCGUUGAAAAUGACGAUACCAACAUGUUGCCUUAUGACACGCCAUUAACUUUGGAUACACCAUCGUGUGAAUUAUUAGAAAUUGUUGUAUCUGAAUCAUUCAAUAGCAAUAAAAUGCAGAAUAAUAAAAAUGAUAUCUCGGAAAAUAGGGCCAUAGAAACAAUAAAAUCUCCUGUGAGUAAUCACUGGAAGAAAAUGCAUAACAUAAAUAUUGAUGAAUACGUCUCAAACAUUUUAGUAGAAAGUCUUAAUUCUCUAACAGAUCAAAUAGAAUGCAUGAACGCUUCGAUGAGUAACGAUCGCAAAGUUAGUAUAGUUGAAAAAGAAAUAAAAGUAAAGCUUCAGAAUACUGGUGUAAACACCAUUGUGCACUUGAGCCCGAAGUCCAACAAUCAAAUCAUAUUUGGGAACGAAGAGCUUUGCAACAGUUUUGACAAUAAGGAUGACUGUAAUAAUCCACGUGACAGUGUCACCAUUCGUGAUGAGCCACACAGUGCAGAAUCCAACAAUAAUCCCCCCACCCCACAUUCGUUGCAUGAUGAUGCCGUGUUUAGUGUCGUUCACAACGACAACGUCAACCGAGCAGUGCUGCAGCAGAUACAAAAGCUAUUCCAGGAUGAACUCAAAAGCUUCGAUAAUGGUAUUCACUUUACUAACAACACUAUGCCUGGCAUAUCUCACAUAGAAAUCUCUAAUGUCGACGUCUUCAUUGAUAAUAAUACCGCAUCCACAGCUGAAGCUACUGAAGCUAACGCGAUUGACCAUGUGCAGGUUAUCAGUGGCGUAGGAGCCGGGAACUACUUCCUUGACGGAGAUGACAGUGCUGUGGUGCCGCGUUUCUCUGCGAUGCCGCACACAGAUUCAAUGGAAGUCAAUACCUCGUCCUCCGAUGACGCCGAUAACAUUGGCUCCGAUUGCACCAGUCUUGUCGACAGCCUAGAUGACCCCAAUUCUCCGCGAUCAGUUUUUUUACGAAAACAUAACAAUAACAAGAGAAAUGAACUGGUGCGAUCCGCUAUAGAUGUGCUUGAUCUACUACCGGAGAAUUCUUAUAAUAAUUACGCUUCUCAACCGAAAGAUAAGGGAGAGGCUUUUUUUAUUAGAAUAAAAGAUAAUAACUUUGACUGCGAGAAAGAAAAUGUAAUAGUGGCAGAUCACAUGCCAGAAAAAAUUAAACAAAGACUUUAUCGGAGACAACGAAAGAGAGAAAUGCGCAUGGAAUGUGCACGACGUAGCAAAGUGAAGCAAUUAAAUAAAGAGAUGGAGAAACAGAGCGGCAAAGAUGUGCUGCGGAGCAGAGAAGUGGAGCGAGAAUGUAUAGCUGUCAUUAAUGCUCUUAUCGAUGAAGUAAUUGUUAAAAUAGUGCACGAUGAGCACAAAUGCUUACGCAUCAAACAGAAGAACAGCAGAAUGGUCGCUUCCAAAUCAGACGAAAAUGUGUCCAGGAGAACUUGGAAGAAGGAUUUAGAAUAUUAUAACAAUAAAAAAUCUUCCAAAAUAAAAACAAGUUCGUCUUCAUCGGGUACCAUACAUGUAGAUACGAAGAGUAAACAUCCCGAAAAACAGAUACAUGGUAAAUUGUCGCUAUUGGCACAUCCCCCACUGAGCCCGGAUACGAGCGGACCUCGGCGUAUUUAUCAAAAAUCUGAAAUUCACGACGGUAAUAAAUGCAUUGAGAUAUUGGAAAUAUUAGAAUAUGUGAAUAGUUCUCACUCGCAAAGCUCUCCGGAUAUAACUAAUUCAGAUGAAAAUCAAAACGGAAAUACGAGUCACCGAAAGUCACGAAUACCUAUUCCAGUGUACGAAAGAAAAAUGCAAAAAAACUCUAGCGAUUCGUCAAAACCUUAUAGAGCUAGCGCGUGCAAGCGACCGUCUCCGCCUCAUAGAAGUGACAUCAAGUCGAGCCGGACGCUGACCUCGCUGUUGCUGCAGGCGCUGGCGGCCCCCGAGCGCCGCGCCUCCGUGCCCGUCUACGAGCCGCGCUCGCGCUCCAAUUCCCUGAGAUUCAAGCAGAUGUUCGAUAUGAUCCCUGAAGAGCGGAGCAGCCUCAGUGUGGACUCCAGUAACGAAGACGUCGCCCACAACCGUCGCUCGUCCGCACCUAGCGUUGCCGAUACUAUCAAACUACAUUACGAUGACAACAAUUUACCACAUAAUGAACAGAACGAAAUUUCUGAAGCUUUAAGAUCGACUGUUCCUCGAGAUCGAUCGAGGAAACUUAAGGAAAUGAGGAGUGCCGGCACUUCUCCCUUAGCGACCGAUGGAGAUAAGAUGAAAAAUAGUCAAAUAACGACAACUUCCCCAAAUCGAAGGUCGGCAGCUACUAGCCCCAUGCAAAUACCAUCCGUAAAAAACCAAAAGCAGAAUAGUGAAAAGAUGACGACGUCCUCGAGCAGUGGCAGUGGCGCCUGCGGCGCUAGCGGCAAGCGCGGGCUGACGUCGCGCGGCCGCGGCUGGCUCGGCUUCACGCGCCCCGACUACAAUCUGCACGAGGAAGGUCCUAAAGAGAAGAAUGUCGACGCGGAGAUGACCAGAGACCGACGGAGUGUGCCCACCGACCCAAUUAUAGAGUCACAAAGAACCGUUCGGACUAUACAAACCGAGAUAGUAGACCCAAUUAUUGUCGGAGGAGAUAAACAUCAUAAGAAAUCAAAAGCAAAGAGACGAUUCGACCAUGAUGACAAUAAAAAUGAUGACACUAAAACAAAAGGACGAGCGAAUCGUACUAAAUCAGAAUCUCGUGAGAUUGAGGAGGCGGCGAACGAGCCUCGCAAGGAGACGAGGAAAUCUCGGCAAGAGGGCGUGCGGCUGCCGGAGUGCGUGCGCUCACUGAGCUCCAGCUCAAGCAGCGAGUCGGGCGGCAGCCUGCUGUGCGCACUGGCGCCGCACUGGCUGUACGCGCCCGCGCGCCGCCGCCACGCCGCGCGCCGCCUCCACCACGAUCCGCCAGCGACCACUGACGCAGGCGGCUGGUCGGUGACGGUGGCGGGGUCGUGUCGAGCCGCUCUGCCCGCGGACGUGGAGAUGCGGCUACGUUUCCCUCCAGAUCAGCCCCCUUCUGCGUCCCAAGGUCACCCUGCCUUGCCGCUCCCCGAACCCCAGCAAGCCCCCCAGGUCACUCAGGAGGAAUGGAGUUGCGUUUCACGAAGAUGUCCGCAAUGCGCAUGCGCGUGUUGCACUGGCGCUCCCCCCGCACCCCGUCGUCCUCCAUCGCUGACCACAGCACCCGCCGUCCAGCACAACAACCACAAUCCAGACACCGGCCGGCUCACAUUGACCAUGAAGAAAGAGGCUUUAGGUUCUUCGGUUCUUGCGAGCAAGACCGCGAAGAAGUCUUCCGACCCUCUCCCGGACCUGGAAACCUACACCGCCACGCGCAGCAAAGUCAAGAGUUCCGUCAAGACGCGGCGGGGGUACUCCCUGCACUGCUGGCUGCCCGACGACGAGCCCGCGCUGCUCAGGACGAAUAACGAACUGUCGGUGUUGGGCAGCGCCAUCAUUCCGGAGCUGAAGCCGCGCGUGCGCACCAUGAGCGAGCGCGACCUCACGCGCCACUAUACGCCGCGCCAGUACCUGCGCUGCUGACUUGAUGACGGAUUGUAAUGCCUACACCCUCUUAGCACCUAAAUCUUGUAUAAAGAAGAUUUUAUAAUUAUUAAA
Plodia interpunctella (Indianmeal moth) is the source of this 5711-nucleotide messenger RNA. RefSeq lists its product as uncharacterized. Bases 1149 to 5636 code for a protein of 1495 amino acids. The transcript has 9 exons. The record is from RefSeq and is a predicted model, not a curated record. Lineage: Eukaryota; Metazoa; Arthropoda; Insecta; Lepidoptera; Pyralidae.